Molecule: messenger RNA, 3108 nt
Organism: Hermetia illucens (black soldier fly)
Lineage: Eukaryota; Metazoa; Arthropoda; Insecta; Diptera; Stratiomyidae
Exons: 5
Coding region: 403-2553 (716 amino acids)
Biological process (GO): protein K48-linked ubiquitination; proteasome-mediated ubiquitin-dependent protein catabolic process; negative regulation of extrinsic apoptotic signaling pathway via death domain receptors
Cellular component (GO): plasma membrane; cytoplasm
Molecular function (GO): ubiquitin protein ligase activity
Source: RefSeq, a predicted model, not a curated record
CUCCAAUUCAUUUUCUGCGUCAAAAUAGAAAAACCAACUGUGAGUACGGCGGCCGCGGCCUCAAAAUCGAAAUUUGAAGUAACGACAGUGCAGAAAUUUGUUUUUGCACCCAACAGAAAGGCUGAAGCAGCUUCUUAGCGUGAGCCAAACGGAAUGACAAAGAGAAAAGAUUGAGAGGUUGCGUUUUGUUUGCAGUUUUGUCACUCGCGGUGGCAUAAUGAUUAGCUAUCGGAAAAUUCGCUCUUAUUGCCGUAUUCGUUUUGCACUGUGUCAGUAAAAUACGUUCCGCGGAUAAUGCACCUCAAGAAGACGCUCGCCUGCCGAUAUAUGUUUGAUUAAUUUUCUUAAAUUAUCUUGCAAAAGUAAUAUCCACCCAGUUCGAUUUAUCCAGUUGGAAUUAUAAUGCCAUGCGAAAGUUGCAAUGUACAGUUCACCGUGUUCAAGAGGAAGCGGCUAUGCACAGAAUGCAGACGAUUUUAUUGCAAUCAUUGUCUGGUGAAGCGUAGUGAAAAAAUUCUUUGUGAAAGAUGUAUAGUUUUGACCGCGCGACCGCUAUCUAAAAUUGAUCUACUGAAGUUAAAGCCAAAAGACUUGAUAUUUUACCUCCAAUCAAAACAUAUUUCUACCACAGGAUGUGUGGAGAAAGAAGAACUUGUCAAUCUUGUGAUGACCCACGUUAAUGCCACUAGAACCACUCCCUCAACCCCAUCCAGCAACACAUCUAGUCCUCAACGUGCGGCCGCUCCCGAAGAUCCACCUUCAGCUUCAGAUUUUGAAAAUUGUUCUAAUCCAUUUGAUCAAAUCAAACAAACAUGUCAGAGUUUAUUCAAUAGCUUCGCCGAAAAGAUUGUUGAUCUAAAUUUCGAGAAUAAGCCUCCUAAUAAUACAUCAACCAAUCAGCAAACGAAUAUAUUCAAUCAGCCGCGUUUUCAAACGCGAGAAAUGCCAACAUAUGCUUCAAGUACGCAAAGCCAAAACGUACAGUCGCAAAAUUUAAAUAUUCAAAAUCCGAUGCCAAGAAGUAGUUCGUCCACAUCUGAACUAAACAAUGUGACCACAACAGCUGUACAAAUGCAGUCUGCAAGCUCAAGCAACCCAUCCAGCCCCAUAGUCAGUAUAGGUUCAGUAUCAUCUCACGGUUCUUCGUCGCAACAGCGUAACGCACCAGGAUCUGCGCGAACGAUUACACAGGGACAUAGUGCUACGAGUAUUCCUUCUAUUCAUAGGAGUGCUGUUAAGAAACUCAUCGAUAAUUUGCAAGAUGUGAAUACUUCAGGUUGUGAGUGUUCAGAUGAUGAAGUUCUUGCCGAGUUCACACAGCGUCAUAAACCCCGAACAGAUAUUAAUACAUCAAAUGUAUACGUUGAAAAAUUGUCACCUCCAUCGCAAAGUGAUUCUGCUUUCGAAGAUCAGAUACCGGGCCCCAGUGGCAGUGGGGCCCAAAGCGCUUCACCCAGUAAAUUAUCUAGUGGCGACAACCAAAGGAGUUCUGAAGAGUCCUCUGGCUCUUCAUUCGAAGAAUUAGGAGCCGUUGGAGGUUCAAAUGAUUGGCAAAUAGUUGAUAAAGCGGAUGUAAUACAGCCACCAACAAAUGGUCCUGAUUCUAAUCUACAGCAGAGCAAUACACCUUCAACAUCAUCGGCAACGUCUACAUUCCAACAACAUUCCAGCAACUUUGCUUCAGGUAUCGAAAAUAAGAAGAACAAUCAUAAACCCCGUCGAUUAAAUCGUCGACGUUCGGAUAGUUGCGUUGUGCAUACCACCUCGAAUAGAUCCCAGCCUGAAACACCCAUCGAUGCGCCAAUGGAAGAUGACGAAUCCGAUGAUGCCUCUCAUGAAAAUCCUUCAUGCAAACGCUCGCGAAAAUGUUGUCAUAAAUGUGGUAAAACCAAAAACAGUCUGAAAAGCAAAUUAUUGAAAUUCCACCGUCAAUUGGAAACACAACAGAUGUCUGAAGUAGAAAUGAAACGAGCAAUUGAAGAAUUUCUUAAUUUUCUUGAGAAUAAGUCAAAGGAAUCAUUGGAAGGCUCAGAUUCCGAAGCAAAUGCAACACAAAUGAAUUUUGAAUCAAGACAAGCUUCUACUGUGGCUAAUGUCAAUUCGAUAACGGUUGAAGAUUUCAGUUUUGGUAGAGAUGACGACGGUAUACAUGUUUAUGGAUCUAGGGAAGAGGAAUCGUAUGGCGGACCGUGGCGACAUGACAGUCGGUUUCUUAAUUUAGGGGACUUCAAAUCAAGCUCUGAAUUUGAUGACCUCUCAGUUAAGCAAUUGAAGGAAAUUCUUAUGCUGAAUCGAGUCGAUUUCAAGGGAUGCUGUGAAAAACAGGAACUUCUCGAUCGUGUGAACCGUCUUUGGAAUGAUUUGCAGACAAGUCCUGCUGUUGACAAGCUACCGACGGAUGAUCUUUGUAAGAUUUGUAUGGAUGCUCCAAUUGAAUGUGUAAUAUUGGAAUGUGGGCAUAUGGCAACAUGCACGAAUUGUGGCAAAGUGUUGAGCGAAUGUCCAAUAUGUCGACAAUAUAUUGUUAGGGUAGUUCGCUUUUUCAGAGCGUAAAAUCAGAAGUUUUAUCAGCAAUAGCAGAUGUAAAUUGCAAAUGCAAAAAAAAUUAAAUGGUUUUGGAUACGAGUUCCCGCCUUGGAAAGGCACGACUUUUAAUAGUAUUGGCAAAUAUCGCAAUGUUUUACGAAGAAAAUAACUAGCAGAAUUUUGCCUGUUCCAGUUGUACUACACUCACUACUUUUCUCCCCGAAUGUUCUAUUUGUGUACCGAAAAUAAUGUUUGACCAGCAGUUAAAGCAUACAACUAAUUUACAUAUUUAUCUUUAAACUGGCAUUAUACACUUUCCGGUUUGAAUCGUAACCGUAGUGUCUGCGUAAAAUUAAUCAAGAGAAUAUAAUUCAAUGAUGUAUUCAACUACAUAUUUUCAAAUGACGUAUAAACAGUAAUUUUAAAUAACUGGAUGCGGACGAUAUGAAGGGAAUAACCAAUUUGAAACAGAGUUCAAGGGUGAUUAAUAUUUAUAUAAGCAUAGAGUUCUUGUAAGGAAUUUCUUGAAUAGGUGAUAAAAAGUUUAUUAUUAAAUUACUAGCGCAACACUGAGUUGAAUUA